AUGGGCACCAGGGACCCGGGCACGGGCAUCGAGCUACCGAGGAAUUUGGCUCAGCCACAAUGGCCUUGGCCAAGUGCUAGUGAAUUAGUUGCGAGAGCCAGAUACUCGAACGUGGGCACACGGAUCUCGAAGCCAGUUAAGGGACCCAAGCUGGGCCUUUGUGGACCCAAGUACAGGCACCGAUGUCUCCAGCUUGACUUCGAGGGACCUGGGCUAGCCUUUGUGGUCUCGUUGGUCCACAACCACAUCAAGAGCUCAAGCAUCAUCGUGAAGGCUCCGUCACUUAACGCCAAGGUUUGCCACUUCGUGACCGCCGAACUGUGCAUUGAAGCGGCAACCCCAGAGCCAGAGGAGGAGGAGGAGAGCGGAUCCGAUCUCGUGGGCGGCCAGAAGUUGAAGAGGACGAGCAGUAACUCGCACACGUCUGACAGCCAUGUGGGUCACCGGACCACCAAGACGGCGCACGAGGCCUCGAGCUACAUCAAAUGGCGCUUAGGAGGCAGGCCUGAGGACGCGAUCUUGUUCUGCGGAUCAGGAUCCACCGGGUCGAUCAAGCGGCUCCAAGAAGUCAUGGGCAUUGCAGUGCCGUCCACCCUAAGAGAGAGGAUGAAUAAGUGCACGCCAAGCGAAGAGAGAUGGGUGGUCUUAGUUGGGCCUUAUGAGCACCAUUCCAACCUUCUCUCGUGGAGGCAAAGUCUAGCAGAGGUCAUAGAGAUUGGACUAGAUGAAUAUGGGUUGAUAGACAUGGAAGAUUUAAGGCAAAAGCUCGAGUCUUAUCGAGAUGCAAACAGGCCAAUUCUGGGUUCUUUCUCAGCUUGCUGUAAUGUAACAGGGAUUUACACCGACACAAGAGCUGUUGCGAAGCUGCUUCACCAAUUUGGUGCCUUUGCUUGCUUUGAUUUUGCAGCUAGUGCACCUUAUGUAAAAAUCGACAUGAGAUCAGGGGAAAUCGACGGUUAUGAUGCUAUCUUCCUGAGUGUGCACAAGUUCCUAGGGGGACCUGGGUCUCCGGGAAUUCUACUCAUGAGCAAGGCUCUCUAUCAUCUGGGGUCAUCUCCCCCGUCAACCUGUGGAGGAGGAACUGUUGACUAUGUGAAUGGCUUCAAUGAAAAGGAUACAUUAUACGUGGAAGACAUUGAAGAAAGAGAGAACGCUGGGACUCCACAGGUUAUUCAGAUCAUAAGAGCAGCAUUGGCAUUUUGGUUGAAAGAUUACGUAGGAUAUGAAGUGAUUGAGAAACUGGAGGACAAGUACAUCAACGAAGCCAUCAAAAGGCUGUCCAGAAACCAGAACAUAGAGAUUCUCGGGAACAAAACUGUUAAGAGACAAGCUAUAUUGUCUUUCCUGAUAUACUCAACAACUUACUCGCCACCAGAUGGCGGUAAGAAGGGAAGACGGAAAGCACUUUACAUGUGGGGAGAAACGGGGAACAAAAGAGAUAAGCCUCUCCACGGACCUGUCGUUGCCAUUCUCCUCAAUGACCUCUUUGGCAUUCAAGCAAGAGGUGGGUGCGCUUGUGCCAGUCCGUAUGGUCAUGCGCUACUUGGCAUCAGUGGAGCUCAGUCCCAUUCAUUUAGAAGUGCCAUUCAAAAGGGUUUUGCUGGAGUGAAACCUGGAUGGACCAGAGUGAGCUUUCCCUACUACCUGUUCAAGGAGGAGUUCGGGUACAUUAUUGCUGCACUGGAGUUUGUAGCCUCUUAUGGCCACAGGUUCCUUCCGCUCUGUCAUUUCAACCUGAAAACCGCCAACUGGACCUUCAAAAAGAAGGCACUUAUAAAGAUUGUAGGGAAAGAAAGAAAGGGCAACAUUUGUAUCUUGGAGGACAAUCAGGCUGGUAAAAAUCUCAAAGGAGACGAUAAACAAGAGAGCCUCAUCAGGAAGUAUACAUCAUACUGGGAGAGUGCAAAACAUACGGCAGGUCUCCUCCCCAAAUUUCCCUCCCUGCGCAGGUUCCAGGUAGAAAUUGAUCCACAGCUACUGUACUUCCGCAUCUAG
Syzygium oleosum is the source of this 1995-nucleotide messenger RNA. RefSeq lists its product as uncharacterized. The transcript is spliced from 6 exons. Lineage: Eukaryota; Viridiplantae; Streptophyta; Magnoliopsida; Myrtales; Myrtaceae. The record is from RefSeq and is a predicted model, not a curated record. The coding region runs from base 1 to 1995 and encodes 664 amino acids.